Strongylus vulgaris is the source of this 600-nucleotide messenger RNA. The record is from the annotation of a GenBank genome assembly. Lineage: Eukaryota; Metazoa; Nematoda; Chromadorea; Rhabditida; Strongylidae.
AUGUCAACCCUUUCGCUCAUCUACCGUAGUCUUACGUCGGAAUCACACCGUGACGAUCAGAUAAACCUUUAUCAUUUUAGCGAAGAUCGUGCAUGGUCAUUCUGCAUAUCUCUUUGUAUGCAACAUCUCGGGGGUAUGAGAUUGGUGUCGAUUGAACAAUUUGCAGAAAGUAUCGGGCAAAUGAUUUUUAGCGGUCAUCUGGGAAGCGUAUUUGAUCGAAUCAGCAGAAAGAUUGCGAUCUUGUCGGUUAUUCCCGUUAAUAACAUCACAAUUUUACUCGGGGCAGUCAUGUUUAUAGUAUGUUUGUCUGUACAGAUAGACUCAGUUAUGUUCACAAUAUUUAUGGGAUUGGGCAUUCUGAUGUGCGCCGUUAAUCGCUUGUUUCUCAACGCGGAGAAAACCCUGUUAUCCAGAGAUUGGGUAGUUGUGAUCACCGAUGGCGACACUCUUUCUGGUUGGUUAAUUGAAUUCUUGCUUGUAGUAUUUACACUCGAGUUUUUCAAAGGUUUGAAUGCUAUGUUAACUUCCUUGGAUCAACUCGCAAACGUUAUAUCUCCUAUCGUCACGGGGUUAGAAAACGGUUCGAUGUUUGCUUCAUAA